This is a messenger RNA of Paramecium octaurelia, 665 nucleotides long. The record is from the annotation of a GenBank genome assembly. NCBI's taxonomy places the organism in Eukaryota, Ciliophora, Oligohymenophorea, Peniculida, Parameciidae.
AUGAUUAAAAUAUAUCUCUCCUACUAUUCAUCUAACGAAUAGCAAUAGUUGAAUCCCACAAAAACUAAAAUAAGUAUAGAUAUCUCCUUAAAAUUUAGAUCUAUCCUUAAGAACAAUUAGGUCUGGCACUCCUCAAAUGUAACUAAAUUUAAGGUCAAUUUAAAAUAGUUCUUAUGACAUUCAAUAUACUACUUCAUAACUAUCUAAAUCAAGUAAACCUGCUGAACACAAUAAACUUUGUAAUUAAUAAAAUCAACUUAGAAUAAGAUAAUACUCCAUCUAUAAGAGGUUUCAAUCAAUACGAUUUGGAUCUGCUAAAAACGUAAGGAGAUGAUACCUUUAAAUUUCAAUCGACUUCGUAAAAUGAAAAAAACCUUUAAUUGAAACGAUGGAUUGGGGAUAAAUCAUGUUCAUCCUAUGAAAAGAUAAGAGUAUUUGAUAGAUUCAACUAAAACUAGAGAUUAAAUACAUAACCAAUUACUUCAAACACUUACAUAACUACCAAAAAAACCUCUUCAAGAGUAGAUAUGUAAUCAAAAAAUUAGUUGAAAAUCUCUCCAAAUAAUGUAAAUUUUCAAGACAUAAAUAAUACUUUCAGAGUCUAUCUGCUAAGCCAUCAAUUUAUAGUAGAUUAAAUGCAUCAAAGGAUAUCCUCUAAAGUAUGA